ACACCAACCCUAGACCGCCGCCCCUCGAUCCUCUUCCCAGGCGCGCAGGAGCGCCGCUCCCAUACCCGUUUGCGCCGCUGCUUGCCCUCGCUCCGUCCGCCGGCGGUCGUCGUCCGAUUCACCCCCACCGCGCAGAUCCUCCGAUUGACCCGCCUCCAUUCGCCCGUCGCCCUCGCCAACCCUAGCUGCCGCCUCCCCUAGCUCCUCUUCCCACCAUCGCGUCACACCCCCGUCGGACCAGCACAGCCCGUGCAGAUUCACGUGCUCGGGUUCCCGCUGGACCCCAUGGACAGCUCCGAUGGCGAGGCUUUCAAUGGAGGCGGCGAUGCUCCGAACCAAGGUGCCCCCUCCGCAGUGGGCUCCGGGUUCCCGUCGGCCGCGUCAUAAACGGCGUACCCGAGGCCGCCGAGUUCGUGGACCUUGGGAGGCUCCGGCUUCCCGGCGGCUGCGGCUUCCACGGAGUACCCGAGGGCGCCGAGUUUGUGGACCUUAGGUCACGGCCUCCCCGGCUACCCCGCCGCCUCGCAACCAUUUGUCGGAUCUGGCAGCAACAAUCCCAUCCACGCCUUCAGCACGUUGGAUCUCAACGCCGGCAACUCGUGGCCGGACAUGAACGCCUACGCCUCCUACAUCAGCUCGGGCCACGACGUGAGCGCAGUGCAGGCCCCUCCCCCCUUCGCCUGCCAUCUCAUUCUACAGCCCCAAGGUCUGGCGCCGACGGUCCUCGCAGCGACGCCGAAGAAGGAGGAGGUACUGGGACGGGCGCGAGGGGCCGGACGCGCAGGAGUCCCCGAGUCCGAGGCCCCGGCAUGACCAUCGGUGGCGACAACUUCGACAGCGCAUGGACCGCCCCCACCGCCUCCACCCCGGGGUCGGAAAGUUGCAAAAAACAGAGCCGAUUGGACUCCUGAGCACACAGCCCUUUUCUGUAAGCUUUACUUCAUGCAAAUAGACAACGGCAAUUGCAACAUGGGUGUUAUAAGCAAGUCAGGCUGGACCGAUAUCAGGACCAGGUUCUUUGCUGCAACUGGCAUGAUGCAUACCACUGAACAAUUUUCUAGCCGGCUCAGAAACCUCAAAAAAGAAUGGGCAUUUAUCAAUUUGCUGCGCUAUGGGGGAUCGGGGUUGGAUAGAGAUGCAAAUGGAAACCCUGUUGCCGACGACCAAUGGUGGGAAAACCACACCAAGAAGCACAAGUCCUUGAAAUAGUUUAGACACGGCUACCCUCCAUAUUUGGACGACAUGGACAGAAUGUUUGAGCAUGCCAUUGUUGAUGGGCCCUCAGCUUGUUGUGCUGCAACACGUACUGCACAGCAGGUUGAGCAGGUAGAGUCCUCAGAUGAAUAUGAGGACGACGAUGAAGAUGACACCAACACCGAAGCUGAGCAGACAGGCACCCCCCACAGCGUGACCACCCCUCCCUCCAAUAGCAUCAAAAGGGGUCCAACUUCACUGACUUGAAGAAGCGAAGUCACAAAGAUGAACAGUGAUCUGAGUCUGGAUGAACAGUGAUCCCCUACCGUGAAUCACUGCAGCUGGUACUGUUCAUGAAACACUGUUCAAAAAGGUGCUGUUUUACACUGUAUCAGGGGUACUGUAGCAAUCAGUUCUGUCCAUCCAUCUCAGAUCGGACGGCCGGAAAUACACCGAAAGUCACCGCUACAGUGUUUGCUGACUUUGCUUCAGCACUUCAGAGAAUCCAGGUUGCAUCAAAAGAGCUAGCAGCACCAGCACCACUGCCCGCAGCCCAAGCAAGAGGCACAAAAUUCGUGCUGUUAGGGCAGUUUCAUCCAGCUUGAUCCGCCACAAUGAAAUCCAGGGCGACAGGAAUGCUCUCAUUGGAAAACUUUUUAGGGAAAGGGCAGAACAGGAAGAAGCUGCUAGGAAUGAACAUAGGUUGAGGGUGCAGAGGGUUUACGACCUUGCUGAGGAUAUAGGUGUCACCCCAGAGACGUCACCGGAGUUGUUCCGAGCAGUCAUGGCCCUAGUAAAGGACGACACUCAUAUGGAGCUGUCUUUCAAAGCAACUCCCGUAGGAAGGCGAUUCAUGCUGGAGGAGUACAAGACGUUGCUUAUGCAGGUUCCAGGGACAUCAUCAACUUUGAGAAAUAGCAGUUCAAAAUGGGAGGACAGCUUCUUUGAGCUGGUGGAGCUGUGCCUGCAAGAUGAUGACGACGAGGCCUUCUUCCAGAGUAUGUAUGAGUUUGCAAUUCAUGCUGACAAGCAUUUGAGUAGAGCACCUUAUAGGCAACCAAAAAUGUCUGGUUUGGAAUGGGUUAAUUUGAAAUUGAGCAAUAGAAGGUCUUGUUACAACAUGUUUAGAGUCAGCCCAGACAUGUUUCAUAGUCUGCACUCUCUUCUGGUACAAUCAUAUGGCCUCAAAUCUAGUUCAAAAUCAACCUCGAUUGAGGCGCUCGGGAUGUUUCUUUGGGUGCUUGGGUCCCCUCAAUCAGCCCGGCAAGCUGAGGACAGAUUUGAGCGAUCUUUGGGGACAGUUUUCAGCAUGUUCAGCAAAGUUUUGAAGAGUGUGCUAAGGCUUGCUGCCGACAUCAUAAAGCCGGAGGAUCCAGAAUUCAGCAUUGUGCAUCCUAGACUUCGCAGCCGUAGGUUCUAUCCCUACUUCAGUAAUUGCAUAGGGGCAAUCGAUGGAACUCAUGUACCGUGUGUGGUGCCGAAGAAUCUGUUCAUGCAGCAUUUGAGUCGGAAAGGGAGGACCACACAGAAUGUUAUGGUAGCCUGCGACUUUGACAUGAGGUUCACAUUUGUGCUUAGUGGAUGGCCCGGAUCAGUUCAUGAUAUGAGGCCCUUUAAUGAUGCACUGACAACAUAUAGCCAUGUCUUCCACAUCCACCAGCAGGAAAAUAUUACUUAGUGGACUCGGGGUAUCGCAACCAGGUGGGAUACCUAGCUCCUUACAAAGGAACAAAGUACCAUUUGCAGGAGUAUAGGAAUGCCGCAACUCCAUAAGAUAUGGAAGAGACCUUCAACUAUGCACAUUCUUCCCUUAGGAAUGUCGUUGAAAGGUCUAUUGGUGUGUUGAAAAUGAAGUGGAGGAUGCUGAAGGAGAUACCUGCUUAUGCCCCUGAUAAGCAAAGCGAAAUCAUACAGGCCGCAUGUGCAUUGCAUAAUUUCAUUAGGAAUAGUGGCAUACGGGAUAGACACUUCCGCUGCUGUGAUCGUGAUGAAAAUUAUGUCCCAGAUGAAGCAUCGGAGGAUCAACCGGACACAGAAGAAGUGCCUGAUGAACUGGACAGCAUGAAUGAGUUUCGUGAUACCCUUGCGCUUGCUUUGUUUAACCGUAAUUAAAAGUUUUGUUUGACUUGUGUGUACUGCGAGAUGGAAAAUGUCUUGUGCUGCCUUGUUUGUGCGGGAACUGUGUAUGGAUGAGAACUGUGCUUUUGUGGUUCAAUGACGCUAAUAAUGUUCACAUGUGUUCUGUGAAUUUGUUA
Molecule: messenger RNA, 3449 nt
Organism: Panicum virgatum (switchgrass)
Lineage: Eukaryota; Viridiplantae; Streptophyta; Magnoliopsida; Poales; Poaceae
Exons: 5
Coding region: 1979-2872 (297 amino acids)
Source: RefSeq, a predicted model, not a curated record